Molecule: messenger RNA, 2122 nt
Organism: Pyrenophora tritici-repentis Pt-1C-BFP
Lineage: Eukaryota; Fungi; Ascomycota; Dothideomycetes; Pleosporales; Pleosporaceae
Source: RefSeq, a predicted model, not a curated record
AUGGGUCAACGAUACUCCAUCGCGUCGCUCUUGCGCCAACUAGUAGCGGGCCCUCGCGCCAGGCACGCUGAGGCAGGACUCGACCUGUGCUAUGUGACAGACAACAUCAUCGCCACGUCAGGCCCAAGCGGCACAUACCCACAGCGCGCCUACCGCAAUCCACUGGAUGCGCUCGUCAAGUUCCUCGACUCCAAACAUGGCGACGACUGGGCCAUAUGGGAGUUUCGCGCAGAGGGAACGGGCUACCCAGACUCGGAGGUGCACAACCGUGUCUACCACUACCCCUUCCCUGACCACCACCCGCCUCCCUUCGCCCUCAUACCCAAUAUCAUGGCCAGUAUGCGCAACUGGCUGCACGAGAAACCCGGCAGAGUGGCGGUGGUGCACUGCAAAGCCGGGAAGGGGCGGUCUGGUACUGCCAGUUGCAGCUACCUGAUUAGUGAGGAGGGAUGGCCAGUAAACGACGCUCUCGACCGCUUCACCGAGCGGCGCAUGCGCCCGAACAUGGGCAAAGGCGUCAGCAUUCCCAGCCAGCUGCGGUGGAUAGGCUACGUGGAUCGCUGGGCGAAACACGGCAAGACAUACGUGGAGAGGCAGGUUGAAGUACUUGAAGUCCACUGCUGGGGACUCCGUGACGGCGUCAAAAUACAAAUAGAAGGCUUCGUCGAGGACGGCAAGCUCAUCAAGAACUUUCACACCUUCACGCGAGACGAAAGGGAGAUUGUUCGGGGCGAAGUCAAGACUACCGGUAUGGCACAGGCCGUACAGGAAGUCAUGUACAAGAACGGCUUUGGCCCAUCCAAGAACAGUGAGGGCUCCAAGAAUGGAAGCACGUCCUCGUUGGAACAACCGGCCAAUGUCGAUGGCACUGCUGAAGCAAAGUCAUCACAGGAAAGUCUCCCCAUGGGCACAGGCGACGUCGUCUUCCGUCCAUCCAAGCGCGUUGUUCUACCCACCAAUGACAUCAACAUUGAUGUCGAACGGCGCAACAAGGCUGCCUUCGACCUCACAAUGGUCACUGCAGUUGCUCACGUGUGGUUCAACACCUACUUCGAAGGCAACGGCCCAGAACAAGAUAGCAAUGCAGAUCAAUCUGGCAAUUUUGAGAUUUCCUGGGAAGCCAUGGAUGGCAUCAAGGGCUCGUCGCGAAAAGGCACACAAGCCUUUGAGCGAAUAGCGGUAGUGUGGCGCGCACUAUCUGCCGACGAAGGCCGGCCUGGCAAAGUUAUCAAAGAACCAAAAGAAGGCGAGCCCGUUCAACAAGUAGAACCGGCAGACUGGAGGGGCACCAAGGGAGUGGAGCCUUCCGAAGGCAAGGACUUGGGCGUACGCACGUCGAGCCCGCCAAACGACAAAUCCGACAUCAGCCGGGCAAACAGCGUGAGAAGCGAAAACAAGAAGAAACAAACCGUUGUCAAUGUCCCCGGGAGGAGAGACAGCGGAGACAGCGAUACUAGAGACGUGCGAACUCACGGCCCGAACGGCGAGGAAAUCUUGAGUGAGCCGAAGGAUACCCACUCAAGCGGGGAGACUAAAGGGAACGGGCCGGCAGCAACAGGAGAGGUCGUUUCCGACCCCACGCUACCCAGUCAUGUGAAAGAUGCUAGCACCACAGCUAGUGAUUCGAGAUCUCCAGACCAGAUUGCCGGGUCGCACCAUGGCACCGGGAGCCGUAUUGGCGAGGUUGUGGAGAGCGUCAAAUAUCACGUCUCGGGCGCGCCUCCCACUAGCGACUUACCCGACGGAAGGCCUGAGAGUGAGAUGAAGGAUGCAAAGGAGCACGGGCUGGGACACAUGCAUUUGGGUAAGAAGAACACAAGUUCAUGAGCAUCAAAGUCACCCCGACGGUGCAAGGCGUGUACAGUGUCCAACUUACUUCGUGCCCAGCCUCUGGUAAUGCGGGGGCGUGAUUUGGAGGAGCUGCAGGACAUUUUAGGAAACUUGCGGUUGGCGUCUGGUCAGCGUAUCACAUGCACACACGAGGUCUGUCUCGUACAUGUUGCAUGCAUCCAUGGGGCGUUCGACAGUGGUACUUUUGCCGACAGACUGCGUGAGGUAGAAUCUCCUUGUCAGGUUUAGAAGCGUAGCUCUGCUAUUUCCUCGAAUAUACCAAUCAUCAGUG